This is a messenger RNA of Fusarium vanettenii 77-13-4, 2241 nucleotides long. RefSeq lists its product as uncharacterized. The transcript has 7 exons. Gene Ontology annotation, molecular function: protein binding. Lineage: Eukaryota; Fungi; Ascomycota; Sordariomycetes; Hypocreales; Nectriaceae. The record is from RefSeq and is a predicted model, not a curated record. The coding region runs from base 1 to 2241 and encodes 746 amino acids.
AUGUGUUUGAGAAACUUGGAAAUGUUAUUAAUGCCGAUCUCCUCGACUUCCUCUGUAGCGUAUGGGCCGAACGAUAGAGGCCUUGAAGAAUUGUCUCGAAAUACUUGGAGAUUACGAGAGAUGAAUGCGGAGGUUUUGAAGUGGGUCUCGAUCUGGGUCAUCCACAAGUUCCUGCGGGAGAAGUUCUUGGGUUGGCUCGAGGCACUCAGUCUGAUGAGGCAGAUGCAUGUGGCGAUUCUGGCGAUGAAUCGCCUCCAGAAGAUGACAGAGUUUAUCCCUCCGUGGAUCAAGGUCGUGAGCCCACCGAGGCAGGUUUGGAACCCAGAGCUGUUGGUCUUGGGAGGCUCCGAAAAAAGCCAUCUAAGCUUCGCAUUUUCCCCAGAUAGCACGGUGCUUGCGUCAGGGGGCUACACUGGACCCGUGAAGCUAUGGGAUGUUGCUACAGGCGUCGAACUGCAGAGACUCGAGUUUUACGAAUCCAUUCGUUGCAUCGCGUUCUCGAAAGACGGCAAACAGCUUGCGCUUGGAGGGGUGCUUGGAUUCCUUUGUGUUUGGGAACCCGGUUCGAAUCGCACGGUAAAAUUCGAAGGAGCUCAUUUCUUUCAUGACCUGGAUGUAAUCGCGAUUACUCCCAAAGGCGAUAUGAUUGCAGCAACGGUUAAUGCUCGUCGUCUUGGGCUGUGGUCAACUACAGACAGCUCUCAGAAACGCACGCGCGACCUCAAGGGCGAACCUCACGCAAUACAGUUCGCGCCAAAUGGGCGAAUAUUGGCCAUCGUGGUCAAUAUAUACCACAGACAACAUUGCAUCCAAUUAUGGGACGUUGCUACGGAUGAGUUGAAAGACCUGCAUGUCGGUACGGACAAGGUCUGGGACGUCGUAUUUUUGGAUGAUGGAAAGACCUUGGCUUCAGCAAUCAGUGGGACUGUUGUGCAGUGGGAUACUGAAACCUGGCAAGAGUCCUUCCGAUUCUCUCUGGCUCGUCAAGAGGAGUGGGAUGAUAUCAAGUCAGUUGUUUUCUCGCCAAAUAAUGCUCGAUACAUUGCUACUCAGCUGAAAGAAGGGCCCCGUUCGAUUACACCUGACGGCGACAGGGAAGGAGAUGGCCGAUACAUGGCAUCAAUCCCAGCCCAAUUCCCCAUGCCAGCGUGGGGGACUCUAAUUCAUCUGUGGGCUGUGACACUCGGCACUGCUUCCGGGGACGUUAGCGACCAGGAAGUGCGACUGGAAAGCCAUUUCGCCUCGGUCUAUGGCCUUCAGUUUGUUCCUGGAGCUGACAAUUUACUUCUUGUUCAAGGAGGAAGCAAGAGGGAGCUCUGGAAAUGGAACGUGGGUGGUGACCUGUCCAAACAAGUUUUGCCACCCAUGGUCGGUUCAUCCCAGACCUCGAUUUUCGAGACAGGCACAUGGCAUAGUGUGUCUCUUUUGCAAGGGGACGUUUCCGGGCUCGUCUUCUCGCCCCUCAAGGACCGAGUGGCCUGGCAAUCAAAAAAUAGUGAAACCAUUCACGUGUGGGACAUUUCCAAAGGGACCCAUCUUUUCGAGGGGAUAAAAGUCCAAGACCUGAUACGCGAAAUUCUCUUUUCUCCGAAUGGCGAAUUUUUAUCAUACAUUUCGCGCUUGAAUGUGGAUCGUUGUCAGGUGAACUUUGCUGAAAAUAGUGAGUCGAUUGCGGCCUUUGGAUACGGAGGUUCCCAUCGCCCAUGGGAAUAUGUCGUCCGCAGCACUUCCGAUGGGGAAUUGAUUGGGUCUCUGAAGAUACAUGAGAUCCACGCGAUGAUUGGAUUCAAUGCGGCCAUCUCACGCACUCAAACUUUGGGAGUCUACGCUUCAUUCGGGUCUAGAGAUGAGAUGCAGUUCUGGAGGCCAAAAGGGGAAAAACUGGCGGCACUGGAUUGCCGGCUGUCGGGCGAGAAACUUCGAUUUUCUGACGAUGGCUCUCGCAUUGAAUCUCAAGUCGGAAAUCUACUUGUUCCUCGGUUGUCGCUCCAAGACAAAGGCGCGUCACUACCAACACGACAAGGAGUACCUCACGAGUGCGUCCUUGCCCAUGAAAGGUGGAUCACUUGGGGUUGUGACACUUUUCUUUGGCUCCCCCCGGGCUAUCAGACCAAUAGGUUGACGAUCAAGGGGGGAAGGGUUGCUUUUACGACAGAAAAGCGUGGUGUUGUUUUGAUGGAGCUUGAUCUAAACAGGUUAUCGAUCGGAGAGCGAUGGACGAAGUUAAGAUUUGAAGAAUGA